Hevea brasiliensis (rubber tree) is the source of this 1656-nucleotide messenger RNA. Its product is annotated as peroxisome biogenesis protein 3-2. The transcript has 7 exons. Bases 361 to 1482 code for a protein of 373 amino acids. NCBI's taxonomy places the organism in Eukaryota, Viridiplantae, Streptophyta, Magnoliopsida, Malpighiales, Euphorbiaceae. The record is from RefSeq and is a predicted model, not a curated record. Gene Ontology annotation, biological process: protein import into peroxisome membrane. Gene Ontology annotation, cellular component: peroxisomal membrane. Gene Ontology annotation, molecular function: protein-macromolecule adaptor activity.
AAAUGGGUUAAGGAGGACAGGUCCCAGGGGAGCAAAGCCAUCAAAACCCUCUCUCUCUCUCUCUGUGUAAACCUCAACACUUUCUUCAUACACAGUGCUCUUCUCAGUUCUCUCUCUGUGUGUCUUUCUUAAUUGGUAGCUUAAGCUUUGUCAUUUCUUCGCCUGCUGGCGGGUUUUCUUAGGCCUGUCUGUGAUAAGAGUCCUAUUCGUUUCUCAAUUGGCUUUUCAGGGACCUUCUUCUAUCCUAUAUCUUGAGAGGUUUAUUAUUUUUUAAUUACUGCUUGCUUCUGUAUUCGUGGAAUGGAUUUGCAUCUAUAAUCGCUUAGACAUGGACUUCUGGGUGAUUCUAUAGCUUCAAAAAUGCUUUCUCUAAGGGAGUUCUGGAGAAGGCAUAGGAGGAAAAUUCUUAUUGCGGCAGGUGUUUUUGGAAGUGGGUAUUUUUUCUACAAAUUAUAUAAUGCACAUAAGAGUAGCCUUGCUGAUUUGGAGAGACAACUUGCGGAUGAACGGGAGCAUGAGGAGCUUAUCAAGGCUCAAAUGCAAGCUCAUUUUGAGAGCAUUCAGAGAAUAGCUGAUACAACAACAUUGCCUCAUGCAAUGAACUAUUUAAGCGGCCGGAUUGCAGAAGAGUUGGACCUUUCUCAGCUUACGGAGAGGCUAAUGAAAGGAAAGGGUCAGCCCAACACUUUGACAUCUUCAGAGAAACUUGAGCUAUGGGACAGACUCAAAAUCUUAAGUUUCACAAGAUUGGCGGUCUCCCUAUGGGCAAUGACAAUGCUUAGCUUGUAUAUCAGAACUCAAGUAAAUAUUCUAGGAAGACAUUUAUAUAUUGAUACGGCCCGUGGUCUUGGAAGCUCACACUUACUUGAGGAUGUUGAUCUCAUUGAAAGGGAUGACCAGCAAAAAUUUUUGGCAAGUUCUGAUUUUCUUGCUAAUUAUGGAAUGCCAGUGCUGAUUUCUAAUAUCCAAGCAGCAGCAACGGAGGUUCUCAAGGGAAAACAGUUGAGGGAUGUCUUCACCACCACGACUCUUCAUGAAACUGUUGUGCAGAUACUUGACUUGUUCAUGAGCAGGGGAAGUCCGCAUCAGUGGGCAGAGUACAUGAUGCCUGAAGAUGCUAGACUCUACAAGCUAUCAGAAGGUUCCAGCAGUGGUAAAACAAUAACUAUUACUGAUACUACGAAAUUUGAACAGCUUAUGGCAGAGGCUCGAGCAGUGCUAUCCAGUGCUGAAUUUGGUAGUAUUGUGGAAAUAUCAUUGAAAGUAAUAGUGGAUGCACUGGUGGCUGAUAUGGGUGCUGAGUCCAGUGGUGGCAGUCUAGCAUCAGGAAUGCCACUGGCAAGACUUUUACCUCGAGUUGCACAAAAGGGUCCAUUACUGUUUGAUGAACCGAACCGAAAUCGGUUUAUCCAAAUCCUCCGGAGUGUAUCAGAAGUUGAACUCUUCUUCACUCUCCUUUAUGCGAAUAUGCCAACUUCAUAGACCAGUGAGAAUGGGUUUUAUUUUCUUAGACAUUUUCAUUUGAUUUUCAUACAUGGGCAUCAAUGUAAAAAAUAAUUAUGGUAGUAGGUCUGCAUUAACAAAAUUUGAACUGCAUAAAGGAAUAAGGUUGUAAUUCUUUACUAAGUAAUUAUUUGGUUGAUUAUUCAGCACCAA